CUGGCCUCUCACGCCACGUGCGCGAGGGGCAGGCGUCGAGCGGCGGUGUCCGCCCCGCCCGGGCCGCUCCUCGCCGCCGACAGAGCGCGCGUGGAGCGGCACCCGCCUGCGCCGAGGGUGGAGAAGGGCCUCCGGGAACCCUCCUCGCGUGCUCUGCGGCUGGCGCCUCGGGCCUGGCGCAGCCGGCGGAGAGCCGGGCCGUCCCGCGCUGCGGCCGCCACCUGCUGGCGACGCCAACGGCCCCAGAGAGCUCCUGGGCCGGGCGCGCGGGUCUUUGUGCGCACGCGCAGCGACGUCGCCCGCUGAGGGGCCGCGCGGGCACCAGCGGUUGACUUUGCCUUUACUGGUCUGACCGGCACGAAGGCGCGGAGCUUGCUGCUUGCGGUUUCGGCCAGACUGGGUGGCCAGCCUCGGGCUACGCAGGCGGAGAAAACGCGAGGAGGAGCUGAGGUGUCCACGGACCCGGAAGGCUCUACCCGAAAGAGGCUUUCGGCUUGAGUGGCAGGAUGGGGGCCACCUCCCCUGCCCCUGCCCCUGCCCCUUCGUGGGCGACCCAACCUCCCAUGCCUGAGACAGGCCGCAACGCCUACGUACCCGGCGGAUAUGCUGUCCACAGGAAAGAGCUGGGAGUGCUCCACGAAGCUGUCUUCUUGGGUGAGCUCGAGAUUGUGCAGGAGAUCGCUUCCUGCUCCUGCUCUUCCUGCACCAGGGAGUUGCUGAAUGAGACAGACAAGAAGCAUAGGACUGCUCUCCAUUUGGCCUGUGCCAAAGCCAAUGCACAGAUGGUAACUUUCCUGCUGGGCAGAAAAUGUGACCUUAACCCCUGUGAUGGCAAUAACAGGACACAUCUGAUAAAGGCUGUACAAUGCCAAGCAUAGGAAUGUGUCAUUCUGCUUUUAGAACACGGUGCC
This is a messenger RNA of Lemur catta (Ring-tailed lemur), 911 nucleotides long. Its product is annotated as ankyrin repeat domain-containing protein 62-like. The transcript has 3 exons. Gene Ontology annotation, molecular function: protein binding. Lineage: Eukaryota; Metazoa; Chordata; Mammalia; Primates; Lemuridae. The record is from RefSeq and is a predicted model, not a curated record. The coding region runs from base 507 to 878 and encodes 123 amino acids.